Melanotaenia boesemani (Boeseman's rainbowfish) is the source of this 1596-nucleotide messenger RNA. RefSeq names its product glutamine amidotransferase class 1 domain containing 3A, like (gene gatd3al). The transcript is spliced from 6 exons. The coding region runs from base 89 to 724 and encodes 211 amino acids. The record is from RefSeq and is a predicted model, not a curated record. NCBI's taxonomy places the organism in Eukaryota, Metazoa, Chordata, Actinopteri, Atheriniformes, Melanotaeniidae. Gene Ontology annotation, cellular component: mitochondrion.
AUGUUGUAAUCUGUCAAUUUAUUUAUUCCAGGUUUUCUCAGGAUGUGGCUGGUGGGAUGGAACUGAUGUCCACGAGGGUGUGUACACUAUGUACCACUUGAGCCGAAAUGGCGCUCGCUUUCAGAUGUUUGCUCCAAAUCAACAGCAGAUGCAUGUGAUGGACCACAUAAAAAGGCAACCUGCCUCUGGUGAGAACCGGAACAUGAUGAUGGAGUCAGCUCGCUUCAGUCAUGGUCAGGGAAAGAUGCAAAUGCAGGACCUGUCCAUGCUGGAUGUUAACAACUUUGAUGCUGUCAUCUUUCCUGGAGGUCAUGGAAUCACCAAGAAUCUAUCCUCUUUUGUGAAAGAUGGCAAAGACUGCAAGCUGCAGAAUGAUGUGGAAAGGGUGCUUAAAGAUUUCCAUCGUUCACGCAAACCUAUUGGACUGUCCAGCAUGGCCCCCGUGCUGGCCUGCCGUGUGCUGCCCAGCAUCGAGGUGACCAUGGGCUAUGAGCGAGAUGAGAGCACUCGCUGGGGAAACUGGCCACACACAAGCAUGGUGCAGGCUGUGAAAAGCAUGGGCGCACGCCACAAUGUCCGCGAGCCAUAUGAAGCCUAUGUGGAUGAGAAGAACAAAGUGGUUAGCACUCCGUCCUUCAUGUGGGAGACAGACUAUCACUAUCACUAUAUUUUUGAUGGGAUUGGAAAUAUGGUCAAACAUGUCAUGCGUAUGUCGACCAAGUGAGGUCACAUUUUAAGCUUGGAAAGAAAAUCCAUAAUGUUGAUGGUGACUUGCAAAGUUCACCUCUGUAUUGCAAUGGAUACUUUCCUGAUAUAAUAUAUAGAAUAGAGAUGCUUUAAUUAAAAAGGCAAAAUAUUGUGUGAUUCAUGGUUAUUUUAGGAAAGCAUGUGACACAUGUAGAGAACAUCUCCACAUCUUGGAAGCCAGUGGUUCAGUUUCUGUCUACUUUGAUUCAUGAUUUCUGUCUUUAGACAGUUUGUUCAUAAUUACAGGGAACAUCUCAGUAAUUCUCCAAGUUAAUCAUAACAUACUGCAUGAAAACAGCUGCUUGUUUGAACUGUGAAAGAGAACCAAAACAUUUCAGUACACCAAGAUGGAAAAAAAACAGUGACUGAGUUUUAGGGCAUAAGAAGGAUUAAUUAGAGUGGAUUCUCAAAAUCUCAUUAGAAGCGGGGAAAAUAUGCUGUUGCUAAAUUAAAUCUCUGAAAUAAAACUUUAAACUUAAAUGCUAAUGACUGUUAUUGCAUGUGCUGCUCAAAGUAUAUCUCACUACUGAAGCCUGAGGUGAGACAGUGAUUCAUCUUUCUUCAGGAGGAGAGGCUCUCAAAGUGGCUGUGGUAUGAUGAAAUAAGGGAGUGGGAAUUCAUGUGCAUUCAUGUUCUGGUAUACAUUGGUACCUCAUAGUUUGUGAACACUUGAAUUGUUGUAUUUAUGCACAAAUUUGCCCAGUUUCAAGAGUAGAUAAAGAAAAUCCAGUAAAACAAGUGAAGCUGUGACAUUAGAAAUGAUCAUUUACUUAUAAACAUAACACACUUCCUGUCCUUCCACAAUAUUUCUAUUUGAUUAUAGUGAGGCAUUUGACUUGGUAAUAAAAC